AUGGAGUCGCGUGUGCCCUUCAGCGCAGCAUCGCUGGCGGCAUACGCGAUGCCGGAAGCUGACGACAACACAUACAUGCAAACGGUUGUGGUGCCGCCACAGUCGCACACGUGCACAGCUGCUGCAGCUGCAGUGGGAGCUGCGUCAUCGACCGAUGUUGCCAAUGACGACUACGCCAGCGGAGAAGGCUCUUCAUGCUAUCCGUUGCCAGUCUCCAGGCUUGACAGCGGCGUGGCCAGUGACGCACCUUCAGCACUCGCGCCUGCUUCACUCAUCAGUGACAGCCGUGAUUGUCACCCGCAGUCGCCGUUUUCCAUUGACCUUCCGCAAUCAGCUCCGCCGCUUUCGUGGAGGGAGAGCGAGGAGACCGACGUGGCCGCUCCGGCAGAGAUCGACCACUGCAUCGUUGCCGACGCUGGCGCUGAGGAAGACGAGGCUGCCAAGCAAGAUGAAGCGCAGACCGAGCGAUGUGGGGCGAACCGCGACGUCCAGCGCUUGUAUAUGCACCCCCUCGCUGCUGCCGCCGCCGAAGGGUCCUUCGGUGUCACAUCACCUGUGGAUCCCAUCACAGCAGCCCUUGCCCGUCAGCAGCAGCAACAAAAACGCGGUGAACCCCGCUCCCCGCUUUCCUCGCGCACGCUGCAGGCACUGUACGCAGCGUGCGCCGAGGGGCGGUACUCCAGCUUCAUCACACAGCUCACCGCUGACGACGUGCUGGCACCGCCGCCGUUGGCGCUGACCUGGUACCCGUCUGUGCCUGCUGGCACCACAAGGUUCGCCGACCGCAAGCGCACAGCAGAUAGCUUGACGGUGACAGCCAUGCGCCAGCACGAGAAGAGCAUGCUGGCGGAGGAAGAGGUGCACGGUGUUGCCGAGAUGACAACCACCGGCGCUGCACCGCCGUUACGUCGCCCUCGAACGGAGGAGCUCGCCGUGCCUGGCGCGGGGCCGCAGCCUCCCUCGGCGUCUUCAUCGGUGCCCGCAUGCAUGGGCGCAUGCAUACCGCCACUGUGCAUAUACACGGGGGCGUGCGCUACAAAGCGCAGCGACAGUGCCGAUGCGGCGUGUGCAUCUGCUGCUGCCGACAGGUAUGCGAACCCGCACCGCAAGCGUGAUCGAGACGAACGAGUGUACGAGUACCUUUCACACGGGCGGCGACUGCGUUGA
Messenger RNA from Leishmania major strain Friedlin, 1167 nucleotides. RefSeq lists its product as hypothetical. The record is from RefSeq and is a predicted model, not a curated record. Bases 1 to 1167 code for a protein of 388 amino acids. Lineage: Eukaryota; Euglenozoa; Kinetoplastea; Trypanosomatida; Trypanosomatidae. The transcript has a single exon.